Messenger RNA from Aplosporella prunicola CBS 121167, 327 nucleotides. RefSeq lists its product as uncharacterized. Gene Ontology annotation, cellular component: mitochondrion. The record is from RefSeq and is a predicted model, not a curated record. The transcript is spliced from 3 exons. The coding region runs from base 1 to 327 and encodes 108 amino acids. Lineage: Eukaryota; Fungi; Ascomycota; Dothideomycetes; Botryosphaeriales; Aplosporellaceae.
AUGUCGGUCCCACGCAACCGCAUCCUCGCUCUCAUGGAGACGCAAUCCCGGAUCUUCAACACAGUCUUCAACCCCAGCGGCGCCAGGCAAGGCACCAAGAUCCUGCACCAGCGGCUGAAGGGCCCCUCCGUCGCAGCGUACUACCCGCGCCGGAUCGGGACGUUUGGCGAGCUCGCGCGCUUGUAUCCGGAGUGGGAGGGCCUGAAUAUCGAUGAGUGGCAUCGCGAGGAGAAGAUUGCUGGGCUCAAAGCACGAGGCAAAGGCGCGCCUAAGAAGAAGCGCACCGCGCCCGAGGCGACCAAGCACGGCCAGCGCAAGCGGAAGUAG